AUGAGUUCGUCGAAUAUAUUAGUUACACAAUUAGAUCCCAACUACAUUAUUGCUAUAAAAACAGCCCCUAUUAAUGUAAAGAGCAGUACCAAUGAAACUAUUAACAAGAUCAUAUUUGCCAUUAAUACAGAAAUUGACCCAAAAGCCCAAUUGACUACUAGACCAGGUAUUAAUAACAGUACCAGCUUUAUUAUUUUCGUUCAAAGUUCCUUAUCCGAUUUUAUUACAAAAUUUAAUGAUAAUGCAGUUACUCGUACCCUAGCCGCUAAUUCCACUAGUUUCAAAGUUUAUCCCAUUGAUACUCAAACGGAAAAAAAAUUAAAGGCUCAGUAUUACAAAAAGAACUUAGGUUUCCUUAAAAUUAACGGGCAAAAUUUAUUUUUUUUAAAAAAUUCCGAUUUGGCCAAAAUUAACGAGUUUACUAAUACAGAAGUUUCAUUAUAUUUUUAUUUUGUUCAAAAUUACAUAUGUUCUUUGAUUCCGUUAUCUUUAAUAGGCUGCAUCGUUAGAUACAUUGCAAAUAAAAGUAAUUGGGAAUUUAAUUAUUUUUAUACGGGUUUCGUUUUUUUAUGGAGUUGUUUCACAAUUAACUAUUGGAAAUAUAAUUUGGAGCCUAAUUUUAAUUCUAAAAUCAUUGCUGGUGAGAAAAAAAUUGUAAAAAAUGAGUUAAAUAAUACUGGGAGUAAUGACAACAUUGUCUUCCUCAAAAAAUUGUUGUUUUCUCCUAUUGCCUUGACUUUUUUGGUCUGUUUAUUAUGUUUUCAAUUAAUUUGUUUUUUUAUUGAAAUUUUUUUGACUCAAAUAUAUGAUGGUAAGGGAAAAAUGAUUUUAGCUUUACUCCCAACAGUAUUAAUAUCUGUCUAUAUUCCCUUAUUAACAAAAUUUUAUAACACCGUUUUUGUUGGAAGAUUUGUUGCUUGGGAGAAUAGCAAAGACCCGGAAAAGUCUAAGAUCAUCAAGAAUUUCAUAUUAGUUUUCAUGUCUAAUUACGGCCCACUAUUGAUUACAUUGUUUUUAUAUUUACCAAAAGGUUAUUUGCUAAAUCCUGAAUUGAAUAGUAUUCGCCAAUUUGUUUCCAAAUAUAACAUUCCAGUUAUUCAAGAUUAUUUUGAGGUUGAUGUAAACCGUUAUAGAAGCCAAUACUUUUACUUUACAUUUACUGCACAGAUAAUUGGAAUUGUAACCACAAAUGUUUUGCCUAUUCUAUUAGAAUAUAUAAUGUGUCGCUUGCAGGGUUCGACUAUUGCGGAGCUGGACAAAAUUAAUAGAUUAAAUGAUCGUAGAGAAUCAGUACUUUUAAUUGAAACAAGGAAAAUGGUUUUAACCGAUAAUAACUCGGCUUGGGGUUCCUUUAAUCCUACCGGUGAUAUUAAUUAUUAUAGCAAGUUUAUUUUACAGUUUGGUUUUAUCAUUAUGUUUUCUACAAUUUGGCCAUUGGCUCCAAUGGUUUGUUUGGUUUUAAAUGUUGUGAUGUUUAAAUGUGAUUUAUGGAGAUUGUUUAACAAAUGCACAAAGCUUGAAACUACCGCUAAUGAUACUAACUAUAUUAGUAUUCAACCUUGGAACGAGAUUAUAUAUCUAUUAUUUUGGUUAUCCACUUUAGUUUCUCCUGCUCUGAUUGUUAUGUACAAAUAUACUUAUUUGCCCAAUGUUGGUGUUAAAAGGGGCGAUAUUUUUAAACGUGAUUUAUGGUUUGCUGAAUCUCCGAUUAUUUAUGACUGGGGAACCAUCUUCACCGCAACUAUGAUUUUUGAGCAUAUUGGAUUCUUAAUAAAUUAUAUCGUAUCUCAUCUGUAUGCCACCUCAUCCAAUAAUAAAAGAAAUGUUAAUGUAACUGAAAGUAACAGAUUAAAUGUGGUUGCUUUGAAUGAGAAAAAUCUUCCUGCUAAUGGAGAAAAAGUAUCACUUAUUAAUCCUGAGGAAAAUACUUCUACAGAAGCAAGUGGCACUACGAGAGAAUUUAAUUCUACUAAAAAGAGCAAUGACAUAGAGUCGGUUAGUACUAAAAAAAAUUCAUCCGCCGUUGUUUUAAAUGAUGUUGAGUCACCAACCAUGAUCAAUAGCAGUAUCUCGUCGGAUUCUUCACCACAAGAAAAAAAAAGUGAUGAAGUUACCGUUAGCUCCGAUCCUACUAACGUUAGUGUGCCAUUGGCGGAAACAAAACAAGAAAAUUUGAAUUCGAAGGGUGAAAGCGCGUUAAAUACAGAAUCUAGCCAGGAUAUUGGACAGGUUUCAAAAAAUAUCACUAAUAAGAAUAAUUCUGCCAUCGUUAAUACAGCUGAUACCUCCAUAACUAACGCUACUAGUAGCAACAUGAGCAAAAACCAUAAUAUUAGUGGUAGUGGUGGUGAUACAAACAAAAAGACUGAUAUUAUUGGCGCUCAAACUAAUGAUACUAUUGCAAAUACUACCACCGCCACCAAUAACACUGCUCAUCGUAAUAAAAUUGACAACUUUGGUGAAUUAUUAACUCCUAUUGAUAGUAGUUCUAUUGCUGGUGCCACACUCCCAAGCAUUAUACCAACAUCUGAGAAUUAUGAUUUGAGAAAAACUCUGCAGAAGAAGAAUACUAUGAAUAAUGAAAACACGAAGGCUAAAAAGCAUGUACCAACAACGGCAUCCUCAUUAUCAUUAACUAAUAAUGAAGGGACAAACAUUAUUGACAAUAUUUCAAAGAAAGACAAUAUUAACCAUGUUACCAAGCUGGAUGACAUUACUGAUGUAAGUCCUACAGUUAAAUUAAAUACUAAGAACAUUUCGACUCUUGACACCCCUAUUAAAGUUGCCAAUAAAAAGACAAGAGCAAGUACUACUACUACUACUGCUAUUUCUAAAGAUAAGCCCAAAGCCACCAGUAAUGUGGCGGGAUCUGCCGAUAUUUCCAAAAAAACAACUACCAUAGCAAAUACGGAUCUAAAGAGCAAUGGUAAUAGCACUAAAGUUAGACGGAAUAAAAGCUUAAGAAAUCCAGAAUCAAGUUCUGCUAACAAGACUGAAAAACACCACCAUCACCACCAUAACAGCACAGCUACCGUUACCAAGAGUGACAAACACCACCAUGACAGUUCAGCCCCUGCUGGAAAAACUGAAAAGCAUCACCAUCAGCACCAUAGUGGCACAGCAUCCAAUCAUUCCAAUUCCUUAGGUACGAGAGGUUCUAGUCUAGUUAAAAGGGGAUUGAAAACUGGUACUUCUGUUUUUAGAAAAAUAUGA
Messenger RNA from Saccharomycodes ludwigii, 3213 nucleotides. RefSeq names its product Ist2p (gene IST2). Lineage: Eukaryota; Fungi; Ascomycota; Saccharomycetes; Saccharomycodales; Saccharomycodaceae. The record is from RefSeq and is a predicted model, not a curated record. Gene Ontology annotation, cellular component: cortical endoplasmic reticulum. Gene Ontology annotation, molecular function: chloride channel activity. The transcript has a single exon. Bases 1 to 3213 code for a protein of 1070 amino acids. Gene Ontology annotation, biological process: chloride transmembrane transport.